GAUUCUUCGAGAAAACAUUCGAAGUCAGAGGAACAAGGGAUCUAUUUUUCGAUCACAUCAGACGAAGCUGCCAAGAAUCGAUUAGAAUUUGCAAAUGGUUCUUCGAUCUCUCACCUAAUUUCUACCUUUGGAUCGAAUAUGAAUGGACGAGCGAGCAAUUCACCUUUGAGUAUAAAGGAGAAACACAUGUUUUCUGGGAUGGAUUCACAUUACAAAUUGGAACCAGGACAAAGAGCAUCACACACGAAUACACAAUCUAUACAG
Racocetra persica is the source of this 264-nucleotide messenger RNA. The record is from the annotation of a GenBank genome assembly. NCBI's taxonomy places the organism in Eukaryota, Fungi, Glomeromycota, Glomeromycetes, Diversisporales, Gigasporaceae.